GUCAAAUUUUGUGUAUGGACGAGAGAUGUACGUCGGGAGGUUCGGUCGUGUUAUUCGGAACAGGGGGUCUCUAGCAUAUCAGGAGCUAGAUCAGCAGUGAACCAGCCAGCCAUACAUGGCUCCUCGAGGGGGCCCAUAUAAGCGACAUGCUAAUCUGUUGAUGGGAUACCAGUAUUGAGAAUCCCUUGAAGUACCGAAAAUGUGAGGUGAACGGAUGCGCAGAGGACGAGAGAGAUACGGGAAUGAUCACCGGCCUGCUGGUCUACUCCCUGUCUCUGCUAGCGUCCGAGGGCAGCAUUCGCGUCCAGUUCGACCACCACCAGCAGCAGCAACAGCAGCAGCAGCAGCAACAGCAACAGGUGGCCGUCAGCGUUCCAGGCGACAUCAUCCUCGGCGGGCUGUUCCCCGUCCACACGAAAGGCGAGAGAUCGGCAUGCGGCUCGCAGAUCUACCAUCGCGGAGUGCAACGGCUCGAGGCGAUGAUGUUCGCCGUCGACGCGAUCAACGGCAGCCCCGAUCUGCUGCCGAACGUCACCUUGGGCGUGCACAUAUUGGACACAUGCUCGCGCGACACAUACGCGCUCAACCAGAGCCUGCAGUUCGUGCGAGCGUCGCUGAACAACAUCGACACGUCGGCGUUCGAGUGUUCCGACCACUCGUCCCCGCGACCGAGAAACAACUACUCCGGUCCGGUGUUCGGCGUGGUGGGUGGCUCCUACAGCUCCGUCUCCCUGCAAGUGGCCAACCUGCUCGGCCUCUUCCGCAUCCCCCAAAUAUCCCCGGCCUCGACGGCUAAAGCGCUCAGCGACAAGUCGCGCUUCAAGUACUUCGCCCGCACGGUGCCGCCCGACACGUUCCAAUCGAGCGCGCUGGUGGACAUCGUGAAGAGCGUCAAUUGGUCGUACGUGUCGACGAUCUAUUCGGAAGGGUCGUACGGAGAGUACGGCAUCGAGGUGUUCCACAGGGAGGCGCAGGAGAGGAACGUGUGCAUCGCUACGGCCGAGAAGGUGCCGAGCGCCGCCGACGACAAGGAGUUCGAUAACAUCAUCUUGAAGCUGAAGAAGAAGAGCAACGCCAAGGGGGUGGUGCUGUUCACCAGGGCGGAGGAUGCGAGAAGGAUCCUCCAGGCGGCCAAAAGGCUCAACGUCAGCAACACCUUCUACUGGGUGGCCAGCGACGGGUGGGGCAAGCAACAGAAGCUGGUCGAGGGAGUGGAGGAGGUGGCAGAGGGUGCCAUAACGGUCGAGCUGCAGUCCAACAGCAUUCCGGGCUUCGACGAUUACAUGAUGUCUCUCACUCCCGAGAGGAACGUGAGGAACCCCUGGUUCGAGCAGUACUGGGAGGACACUUUCGGAUGCGUCCUGGAGAAGAACAUACCGCUGGAGACCAAUCACACUUUCAAUGUCUGCAGCGCCGACUUGAGGCUUUCGCAGAGCGUCGGGUAUGAACAAGAAAGCAAAGUUCAGUUCGUUGUGGAUGCUGUUUACGCAUUCGCUUUGGCCUUACAUAACCUCCACGAAGAUCUCUGCAAAGACUACAAUCAGUCUGGCGUGUGCCCGGCGAUGACUCUGUAUGAUGGUGGCGACUUCUAUAAGAAAUACCUCCUCAACGUCUCUUUUGCUGAUUUGGCCGGCAGUCCCGUCAAAUUCGAUAGUAGCGGAGACGGACUCGCCAGAUAUGAUAUUCUCAACUACCAGAAACUUCAAAACUCGUCCGGAUACCAUUAUAGAAAAGUUGGAAGAUGGUUCAACUCUCUUCAGCUGAACUCACAAUACCUAGUUUUCGACCAUAAUCAGACAACGACACCGAUGUCAGCAUGUUCUUUACCAUGCGAAGCUGGAAUGAUAAAAAAACAACAGGGAGACACCUGCUGCUGGAUCUGCGACAAAUGCGAGGAAUACGAAUUCGUGUACGACGAAUUCACCUGCAAAGACUGCGGCCCUGGCCACUGGCCGUACGAGGACAAACUGUCCUGCUACCCAUUGGAGAAGCAGUACAUGAGAUGGAACACGCCGUACGCUUUCGUUCCCACCGCGUUCUCCUGCCUCGGAAUACUCGUCACCUUCGCCGUCAUCAUCCUCUUCGUGAAGCACAACGACACCCCUCUGGUGAGGGCGUCGGGCAGAGAGUUGAGCUACAUGCUGCUGUUCGGGAUCCUGCUCUGCUACCUGAACACGUUCGCCCUGCUGGCCAAGCCCACCACGGAGAUGUGCAUCACUCAACGAUUCGGCAUCGGGGUGGGGUUCUCGAUCAUAUACGGCGCCCUCCUCACCAAAACCAACCGCAUCUCGAGGAUAUUCGACUCGGCCUCGAAGUCAGCCCAGAGGCCGAGCUACAUCAGUCCCAAGUCACAGGUGAUCAUCACUUGCUCGCUGAUCGCGGUGCAGGUCAUACUCACGUUGGUUUGGAUGAUCGUCGAGCCGCCCGGUACCAGGUUCUACUACCCGACCAGGAAUCAGGUCAUCCUGAAAUGCAAAAUCCAGGACAUGUCCUUCCUAUUCAGCCAGCUCUACAACAUGGUCCUGAUCACGACGUGCACAGUUUAUGCUGUGAAAACUCGCAAAAUCCCAGAGAACUUUAACGAAUCCAAAUUCAUCGGUUUCACCAUGUACACGACAUGCAUCAUAUGGCUAGCUUUCAUUCCGAUUUACUUCGGCACUGGAAAUGCCUACGAGACUCAACUGACCACCUUGUGCAUAGCGACAAGCAUGAACGCCACCGUGGCUCUGGUAUGCCUCUACUCACCCAAAGUUUACAUUAUCGUUCUGCAUCCCGACAAGAAUGUGCGAAAACUGACGAUGAACAGCGCCGCCUACAAGAAAUACAACUCCGGAUCGGCCCCAACGUCUACCACUUGCGCUGCCCCAUCCACCGCACAAAAAGCUAGCUCUGAAGGAACUGAAACGAUACUGAUGCAGCGUGUCGGGCCCAAUACACCGACCCGAACUUCUUGCACAGGAGUUAAUGCCGAACCAAUGGACAACAUCGCUUUAUUGUAAAUUCCUGAACAUUCAAACUUGGUAUCAUAAUCGACACGGUCAUCUCCUCCUGAAAAAUCCAUGAAGCAUCAAGAGGAUUUCAUCCUGCAACCCUGCAAAUAUUCUACCAAAUACCGGGUGUAACAGAGAGGAUCAUGGUACACCCCCUUUUUUGAUUUUCAAAUGGUACACCCUGUAUAUCAUUGCAUUUUCGAAUUCUGCAUGAUUUUUUGAAUCCAAUGGUACCACAUAAGUGACAUUUCAAACUUGAAUAUUGAUGUUUAUUUCAUUUUUGAUUCUCCAUCUGAGUGUGCCAUAACUAUUCUGAUUGAGUCUGAUCAUAGUAUAUUAUCCUUGUGGUCUGACGUACACAUAUCUACAGGUGUAAUGCUAAAAAAAUUUAAUCCUGUCAAAAAUGUAAAAUUUCAAGAUUUAUCACCACAUCUCAUCAAAAUGGUGUGGUGGACCAGGAUCCUGUUACACCUGGUAUAGUCAAUCCAGAAGGCAUUUCUAAUCAUUAGAAUGAGGAAAGAGAGUUUUGAAUCAAGCACAAUCUCGUCUUCAUCAAAAAGAUUAUACCGACUGCCGACUGAAGGUUGCUGCAAUUAAGAAAUGUUCCUAUGAGAAAUAACAGGCCACCAGAUAGGCACUAGGCAGAUGUACACUAUGCCCAAAAAGCUAGAGAGGAAAAUACAGCUCGGAGAGGAGGCAACGCAUGGGGCAUUACUAGAAAUCAUCGCAUCCACCUGCUCAAUCCAAAUGAAAACUACAAACCCCUUCUUUUGGGCACAGUUCAGUAGUUGAGAAGCUAUAUCGCAAAUUCUGCAUAUGGGAGGACAACGAGCCGAAUUCUUGAACCACUUGAAGACUCUUGGGUAUACUUCACUACUUAUUUGAUGAUAAUUGGUAUUGUUUUUGUUAUACUUACUCUAAAAUCUGAUAGUUCGAAUAAUUCACGUGUGAAAUCAUAAUCCAUAACUGAUAAUCAAUCAUCGUUAUGUAUGAAAUCAUCCAUCAGAUUGACGUUCGGUCUUGACUGCCAAUAAUCUCGAAACAUAUUCAUACUCAGAAUAUGAUUGAUAGAAAAUGAUAUUCCGGAAAAAUCGAUUGAAAAAUGAGCCCAAGAUUUUUUCCUUCAAAUUAUUCUUUCUUUUUUAUCAGUACAGAUAAUUCCAGAUUCAAUUCUGAUUUACAUGUGUAAAUGUGAUAUUGUCCUCUCUCUAACUAAAAAUGCUUGUUUUCGAACGUAACGAUGAUUAUUGACAAUGUAUCGUUUCGGCCUGAUAUGAAAAUUCAUUUUGUUUUAUCAUUUCCUAGAAGCUCACUGAACGAUGCGACUGAAGUUAUUCGAGACAAUAAAUUUAUUUUCAUACAUAUUGAAAAACCAAAAAGGAUUACGAACAUCGAUACUCAAACACUGAUUGAU
Messenger RNA from Phaedon cochleariae (mustard beetle), 4404 nucleotides. Lineage: Eukaryota; Metazoa; Arthropoda; Insecta; Coleoptera; Chrysomelidae. The record is from the annotation of a GenBank genome assembly.